Molecule: messenger RNA, 24118 nt
Organism: Xyrichtys novacula (pearly razorfish)
Lineage: Eukaryota; Metazoa; Chordata; Actinopteri; Labriformes; Labridae
Source: the annotation of a GenBank genome assembly
CGGGGUUAAAAAGCGGCGGGCGGCGCACCGGGGCCACAGUGUGGGGUGUAUUUGAAGAAGAGACACAGAAAAGUUAGAAGCGGAUUUUUCUGAUCUGCAGCAGCAUCCGUCGAGAGCAUCAUGGCAAACAAACCACAGCAGCCUCCUCACCUGCACCUGGCCGAGGUCACCGCAUCCCAGUUCCUGGACAUUUGGAAACAUUUCGACACAGACGGUAGGACACUUUCGCCUCCUUAGAGUUAAUGCAAACUCAAAACCGGUAUGAGAGAACUUCAUCUUACUGCAGAUCUUCACAUUAACUUGUUUUGUGGAGGGUUUUCAAAAGCCUCAUAAGGGAAAACUCGGAGGCAUCAUUAUGAGAAAAAGUGCUCAUAAUAAGAUUUAGGAAAUCAAUCCGGGCAAUGUUUUUUAAAAUCUUUUUUUUUGUUUGUUUGUUUGUUUGUUAAAGAGGCAAAUCAGUGGAUCAAGACAUAAACAAACAAACAAAAAAGGACAAGGUUGUGUUUAAGGAAUCUCACAUCAAAAGGAUUGAAGUAGACGGGAUUAACACAGUCCUUUAUCAAGUUGUCUGAUUAUAUAAUAAAAUAUUUAAAAAGGCAUUUUCUAUCGUUCAUAUGAUGUUAUCGUGAUAUCCAAAAUAUUCCAUGGCUAAAAAGUUCACCUUCCGUCAGAUUAAUUUGAGAUCCGAACCACUCCCGUUGUCGUCACGUGACAGGACCGUAGGAUAUUUGUAAUAAUGAUCUGUAUACCCUAAAAAUAUGAACUGUUUGAAUGCUGUGGCUGGUCAGUGCUCAUGAGAAGGCACACCCGUUAAAGGAGGGGAAAUGAGUUUUCAAUGUUCUAAACGAAGUUUUUUUUCUUUUCUGUAUUUUAUUUAUAUUGACAGCUCAGGUUCCACUUGAACUGCAUGACUUACAGUGAACCACAUUCAAAGAAUUAAAAGAUCCACCCAAUGUAAUGCCAGCUGUUUGCCUGUUUCUAUAUGACAAUUGGUCCUGUCAUUGUCAUUUUACAACCAUGACAGAAAACGAUUCAAAUAAACAUUUGAAGUUUGAUUUUGUAAUUGAUUCAUCACUUCAUUAGUGGCUUAAUUUGAAUGAAGUAACUUACAAGCACUGACUGCUUGAAUGUUAAGUAAGUAAUUGGCUCCAGCUGAUGGGGCUUAUAUCGAUUUCCAUUUCCACUUGAUGACUUUUUUUUUUUCUUUAAGUUCCAUCAAUAAGGUCUCUCAGCGAAGUGCAGUGAGAAAACAGAUUACUGAUGUAUUGGUGUGAUCGCUUUCAACAGAAAUUUUGAAUUUUAUGCACUAAUUUGUUUCAAAAGCCCCUCCCUCCUGCUUCACAUAAACACACAUACACGCAGACACACACUGGCACAUCGUGUUUCUUCCCCACUUCAAACCCGAUAGGUGUCUUUCCUUCUGCCAUUGAUCCUCUCUCUUUGUCUUGCCACUUUGAAAACAUCCCUUCCUGUAUGUGUGUUGCAGUGACUGUAUGACAGGGGUCAACAUAUCCAUGAGCUUUGUCAGCGCUGUCAAAAAAGGCUCCUAAGUCUGAUUAUGCAAAUGUUCGUACUUUCAUUUCACCUAAAGGUCUGCAGACUCCUCUGUGGAUGAAUGACAUUCUGUGACCUGGUAAAAAUGCUGAUGAAACAUUUUGAAAUUCACUGGAGUGACUCAAAAGUCCACUGUGGUUAAUCUAAAAAAAAAAGAGAGAGAGAGAGAGCUAUUUCCAUUGUGCUUCAAAACUUUGUGACUCAGACUGUUUGCUUUCCUGGCUGCUGGUGGUCAUUUCAGACAGAAGGGCUCAAGCUCACAAGUUCAAUCGGCUGUCUUUAGAUGUCAAAAAUACACCUGCUGACAAGGCUAUGUGAUGCACCUAUUUCUCAUUCACACACACACACACACUUACUCCUGGGAAUUCAUUGUUACGGCGAUCUGUUUUUGACGCCUGUACAUGCUGAAAGGUUCUCCCCGGGGAAAUCAAGGUGGCAUGAAGAGUUUGGUGGCGUGGCACAGCAGCUGAGCUCCUCCAUACAAGACAAUGUGCAGAAAAAGUUGUCAUUUUCUUCUCUGUUUCAUCCCUUUAGUCCUGGUUUGUGCAUAUCAAUAGAAAGCCAUCACCCCCUCAUUGUUUCAGUCCACUGCAGAGGUCUUUUACAUACUGUGAUUUGCAAUAAGCCACUUUGCAAAUCAAAUACAACCAAUGUGGAUCAACAGAUUUAGCUACAACGCUCAAUUCCUGGUCUCAUUACUGGGAGUGUCUUCUGGCUGUGCAGAAAGAAAGGCAAGCUAAUUUGUUUGCUCAGUUUGAGUAAACAUCUGAGUUGCAGAUAAAAAUACACAAGGGGGGCGAUGCACCCAGAGAUGGUACCACAUAUUCCCCUGUUGGCCUAGGAUCAAGUCUCAUCUGGAUUGCAUCUUCCCUCAGCUCCAUUGCUCUGUGUCCCUCUCAUCUUUCGCUGCUGUCUCUCUCUGUCAGGUCUUUUCAAUGCUAUUACUUCAAAGCUGGAGAAGGAAGCAACUGCAGUGUCUUAAGCUAAUUAUAGAGCUGUCAAUUAUUUUGAUUAACCUGGAUAUGGAAAUUCAGAGUUCGAAGCAAUAUCCGCCUCCUGUAUUAAGCCAGCUGUGAUCUCAGCACCAAAUAUUUGAAUAGACAAAGCUGCACUCUCGUUGAAAGGCAAAUGCACUUUAUAUAGGAUUUAAAUAUGCACUUGUGUGGCACAGCUGCCUGCUUUGAGAGUUUUCUGAAAAGUGUAGUGUUGAAUUUUAAAAUCAGAACUUGUAGAGGAGUGAAGCAUCUUACCCACAUCUCCCGGGACUGUAAUGACGCACUUUCCCAAAGAGUGUGUAUUUAGGCCAAAAGUGGUUUUGUGAACCUUUUAUCUUGCUGGUUGGUGUAUGCUUUGAGUGCAUGUGCAAAAACACCAGAGGAUAGGAAACUAAGUAUGAAGGGGAGGUCUCAUUACGAGAUAUAAAACAAGUUAUUUGACAGUUAAACUAAACGUUCUUGAAGUGAGCCAUAAAGUAUGGCUGCUUGCUGGCAUUUUUUACAUCGCGAAUACACAGUGGAUUUACUUUACUGCAAGAUGGACACACUCUCAUUUGGCUGUGGCAAAUUAAGCAUUUAUGAGGGGAAAAAAUGUACAUUCACACAACAUACUCAUGGAGCAUGAUUAGAAGCACAGUGCAUAGAAAUGGUAAUGAUCGGCAAUAGCGGUCAGAUGAAAAUGCUCCCUUGCUUAUCCCUCCAGUCGGUGAAGUGAUGGGAACCUUUUCAGACGAGGAGCUCCUGUGAUGCACGAUAAGUGUGGCCCUUCAUUUGUUGAGUUUUUUCACCAUCAAUAAAAAUCCAUCAGUUGUGGUGUGAUGAAAAGCCACUAGACACUAGAUUGGGCUCGUGAGAACAAGAAGAGAAGAUAUUUUAACGCUAAUUCAAGAUCUCUCGCGAAAAAAAAGUACUUUCAUUCAAGUGUACAUUACAAAUGCAAAACAAAGCAGGUUAACUAGCAAUAUGGUCAAGCUGUUUACGUGACCUGUUUACAGCAUGUUAUUGCUACCUCUGCUUCAGUGGCAAUUAGGGCAAUAUUGACUUUUAGCAAGUUUUUUUAUCCAUACAUAAUCAAUAUGUAUCCCUCGACAAUACUUGUGCAUCUUGGAAAUCUUUAAUUACAAGCUAACAUGUUGUAACCAAGAAUUGUGAAUCGUGUUAAACUGAUAAUUAAACACACUGUUCUGCACUCUAACAGCGUGAGGUAAAGGAGUUUAACAGGCAGGCAAUGUGAAAAUAAUUGUGGGCUUCAAUGCGGUCGUGAAGUCAGGACUCUGAGGUCCCUGUGUAAUGAAACAAAACAUGUGACACAGCUGUAUCAUGUGAACAAUCACAUUCACAGGUUGGAGCCUUACCUUCAAAGAUCAACAUUUUAUUUUUGGGUAGGGAUGCCUUUACCUAAAGCACAAACAAGCCAUACGCUUUUUCACUGCCACUACAUCUUUGUAAUGCUGCAUCUGCAAUAAAAAAAAGUGACAAACUCACCUAGAGCUGCAGGAAAACAGUGUAAAAAUCUCACAAGAUAGCUUUAAACUCAACGAGGAAUCUCAUAACCCCCAAAAUAAAGAGAUAUCCUGGCAUGAGUUUACUUCUGUCAUCAUAACAACUUUUUUUGUGCUAAAUGACCACUCUUUUCUUCAGCUUUUUCCUGCUCUAAUCUGUACACCUCACACAAACACUUACCAAAUAGACAAAUGCAUGUGAUGCAAGUUCUAUGCAUGUUCCGUGAAACUGUAGAAAAAACGCAAGAUGGCAACCUGGAAAGAGAUCCUCUCUUAAUGUUGAUAGAAAAGGCUCAAUCUAAGUUAAAAAAAAAAAAAUAUAUAUAUAUAUAUAUAUAUAUCAGUGGCGGCUGCUGGUCUUUCAAUGAGGGGAAGCUCAUUUUUCUGGCCUACAUCAUAAUUGUAUUUGUUUAUUAGUAUGUAACAGAACAGAGUCGCCAAACACAACGGCAGUCGUUUUUAAUAAAGACAGAAGUCGCUGAGGAUCGGUAAAGUCUCUGGAGCAGUUAAGAACAACAGAAUGAAUGACUUGGAAAAUGCUCUGGUAGAUGUUUUAUUCUUCAAGAUCGCUGAUUCGCUUGUUUAGCUGUCAAUCAAAAAAAGAUUUCGCCUCAGACAGCUCAUCCAAUCAUGGAUGCAGAAGCUUGCAGUCCGGGAGAAAGUCGGGACCGCCCUCUCGCCAUAGAACUCCAGUGAAGCUUAGCUUCCAUUGGGCGGGACAAAGCCCAGCAUUUAUGCAAUGAGCGUCUAGUUUCGCUGCUGGAACAACCCACUUUUAGCUUCCACAUUGAAGUCAGCAGAAGCCCAGCGUCCGGCUGUUUAAAGCGCUGAGGCGCUGCGAGGAUGAAUGAGAACGAAGUUAUGCCGGUUACCUAUGAUUAUCAGCUUCUUAUCACAGUGUCUGAACAAAAGUUGAAGGCUUUCUAGUGCGUAUUUAGUUAAUGAAAUGUACACACAGCCGUACGUAUUUCACCACUUUUUCUUUUUUUGGGGGGGUGACAUUUUAAGGGAAGCCGAGCUUCCCUUGCAGUCUUAGAGCAAUCGCCACUGAUAUAUAUAUAUAUAUAUAUAUAUUAUAUAUAUGAAAGCCUUCAUCUUUUGUUCAGACACUGUGAUAAGAAGCUGAUAAUCACAGGUAACCGGCAUAACUUCGUUCUCAUUCAUCCUCGCAGCGCCUCAGUGCUUCACACAGCCGGACGCUGGGCUUCUGCUGACUUCAAUGUGGAAGCUCAAAGUGGGUUGUUCCAGCAGCGAAACUAGACGCUCAUUGCAUAAAUGCUGGGCUUUGUCCCGCCCAUCGGAAGCUCAGCUUCACUGGAGUUCUAUGGCGAGAGGGCGGUCCCGACUUUCUCCCGGACUGCAAGCUUCUGCAUCCAUAAUUGGAUGAGCUUUCUGAGGCGUAAUCCUUUUUUGAUUGACAGCUAAACAAGCGAAUCAGCGAUCUUGAAGAAUAAAACAUCUACCAGAGCAUUUUCCAAGUUAUUCAUUCCGUUGGUCUUAACUGCUCCGGAGACUUUACCGAUCCACAGCGACUUUUGUCUUUAUUAAAAACGACUCUGUUCUGUUACAUACUAAUAAACAAACACAAUUAUGAUGUAGGCCAGAAAAAUGAGCUUCCCCUCCUUGAAAGACCAGCAGCCGCCACUGAUAUAUAUACAUUUAGGUAAAUAAACACUAAUGUAAAAAUAAUCACAAUUACUAUAUCCCCUCUGUACUAAGUUUGUUCCGCUAAAUGCUGCUAUCCUACCCAUCAUACUCUGCCUCAUCGCACUAGUUAAACAGAUGUUCACUUUUGUACAUAAGAUGGGAUGUAUAGGUUGUACGUAUAAUCUAUUCAUAAGUUUGUUUAUGUUGUCAUUUCACGCCAUAUGGCUUGUACUUCAUCACAUCGCUUCCUGUUUAAUUAUCAAGCCAACCAUUUCCCUCCUGAGUACUAAAUGUCAGUAGGAUCCACUGGAGGGAGGCAGGGUCGCAGUGAGUCAUUUUAUGGUUUCAUUUAUUGAAACAGCAGAGCUGCUUUUCUUGCGUUUGGAUAACAUCACUGAGGAAAGCAUAAAUGCUCACACACAUACUGAAGAAUUUCUAUGGGUAGAACAAAGAGACCAAGAUGCUGGCUGGAUGGGAAGGGGAGGUUGUUUGAUAAGAGAUGGCAUUGAGAGAAAGAGAGGUAGAGGAAGUGGAUGAUGGCAUGAUAAUCUUUGUUAGUGUUUAAUGAGGCAAGUCUGCCUUCCAGGGUUUUAUUGAAGUAGCUCGCUACAUCGUUUGGAGCCAUCUGUCCGACCAUCCAGCAUGCUUGUUGAUGGAAGAUUGGCACAGGUUCACACAGUACCUAGGUGGAGCAGGCAUACAUACAUUUGUCCUCAGAAUAGACACAAAACACCAGGCACAUAGAAAAAAUAGGAUAAAAAAAGAAAAACAACCUUAUUGUCCCUGAGAUAAAUUUGUCCACAAGGAUCUACAGAUAAAUAGGAUCUACAUGAACUUUCGAUAUAGGCCAGAUCUGACAACAGUGAUACUGGAGCUGUCAAAGUGACUGACAGUAUGCAUUGAAACAAGGUCAAGACAUCUUUUGAAGACAGGAGAUCCGUUCUCUACCACAAAAUAUCUUUUCUGUCAUGAGUCCAAAUAAUCAAAAUAGAAAGUGUCACAUUACACUGUAGCCCCAAUCGAUUGGUCUUGUAUACUUCACUCCCUGCUGAAGACAGCAUUGAUCUCUGUGGAAUAAAGAAGCCUUGUGCGGAUCAUCACCUUUCACAUCCAAGAAAAGCAAUUUUCCAUAAAUAGGCUUUCCUAGCGUACAACCCUGUGAACGGGCAGUCUUUUUGGAGUGAUCAGUUUGCAUGGUGUCCGUCAAUAACCUAAUCUAUUGAACCAGAAGGGAAGGAGGAGUUACUGGCAAAAGGCUCAUGUUUGAAUCAAUACUAGGGCAAAACUGAGCCAUCUUUGUAUCUGUUUGACAAUGUCGUCUGUGGCCACAUCUGUCCUGAUGGUUUCUUUACAUGUCAGCGAUUCUGAAGAUAGCCGUUAGAGACAUGUCAUGUUAUUAUCUGUCUGUCUCUCAGGUAAUGGCUACAUUGAGGGAAAGGAGCUGGAGAACUUCUUCAGGGAAUUGGAGAUGGCCCGGAGAGGAGCAGGGGUGGUGAGUUCGAAAUCAAAAAGGCUUUGUAUAUGUAGACUAAGGUUUGCCUUUUAUUCAAAAAAUUGUAUUGUGAUUCCUAGGACCCCUCAAACCCCACAUUCAGAGAAAACAUGAAGGAGUUCAUGCAGAAGUUCGACAAGAACAAAGAUGGACGAAUUGAGAUGUCAGAGGUAAGGCUGUGGCGUUGUUUCUGGGAUCAUUCUUUUGUAAGUGCAAUGAGAGAACUGGUGUCAUCCUAGUCAUACUGCAGUCAGCAGCUUGCUAGCUGAACAUCAAGAAUGGAAAUGGGAGCAAUAAGAAGCCCCUUGCAAACGUAGAUAAACUUUUUUAUUUCAAGAAAUACUUUGAUUUUUAUGUAUCAUGUCUCUUACAUCUAUCUGACUAAAGGUAAGCAGAUAGUCUUUUAAACUUAGCAUGAAAAACCUAGAAACAGAUGGAAAGAGCUGGGGAAAAAACACAGACUGGAUGUGAAUAAAGAUAGAAAAAAAGUUUUUUACAGCGGCUAGCCCCUUGUAAGACAAUGCAGAGUUGAUUUUGUACUUUUUAUUAUGACUGAGGUUUAAUGAGUGUUUGUGAGGUUAAGGGCGGUUUUAUUACCAACUAGAAAAGCAAUCAGAGAGCGCAGACCUCCGCCAAGCAGCUCAUGUCCCCCCUUGAACAAGAAAUACCCUGACCGGGACUCAAACCCAGGAUCUUCUGGUUGUGAGGCGACAGUGCUAACCACUACACCACUGUACCGCCUAUCUUCACCACUGUGCCGCCCAUUGGUUAUCUUUCAGCAUUGAAAAUUCCAACGACACCCUUAUUUUUGUGUGUUCUGGAUCACAGUAUCUGGAAUUUUGUCUGGAUCAACACCAAAAUGUAAUGGGAACCUCCUGGGGCUGAGACGCACCUCUGGUGAAAAUUUCAGGUCAAUCCGUCUGUUACUUUCUCUGUAAAGUUGCUAACAGACAAACAAACAAACCAACGCUAUCGAAAACAUAACCUCCUUGGCGGAGGUAAUGAGCACUGCUGUGUUUGCUUCUUUGUGAACUCAGACAUAAAAGUGGCAUCAAUCUUAUAACUUUCACUUCAAAGGGAAAAAGAUGUGCAUGUUUUGCAGUGUCUUAAAAUUUGGAAGACAAUAAUCCAUGUUUGUUUGGACAAUUUUUGCUCCAGUUUUGUUAUUCAAGAGAGCUGCUCUACUUGAAUCAAUGCCAUGACAGCAAUCGGUUGUUUUUUUGUGCUUUUUACACACAAAUUGCUCUCAGUGAAAUGUGUCUCAGAUCCAAAUAUAACCACAGAAAAGCUUUGAGAUGUCUGCUUCAUGCAGGGCAAGAAAAAGUCGUCAAGAAGAAGUAGUUUGGAUUAUUUAAAGAGCCGGAGGAAUACAACACAGGCUUCACAGGGCUGAUCGAUACUCCAAUCGAUGCAUAAACACAGCCUUUAUGAAAGUCUCCACAGUGUCAGUUUGGGAUACUGCCCUCUCUUGAUUUUACCAUUUCAGAGUAAUUUGAAAAGGAAAAAGAGAUUCUGCAAUGUCAAUAAUCCCUCGCCAGGUGGAAAAGCUGCAUAUGAAAGUCAACGCUUUCGCCCAACCAUAAAAGAACCUUUAAAAAAAGUAUUUCUGACUUAAGUACAGCCUGGCCUUUGAGGUUACAGCUCUCUAUUAUUUAUGUCUGUACAAAAAGCUCACUGGUCUCCACCUCUUUUCCCCCAUCAUAUCAACGGCACCAUGUACUCACCACUCCCAUUUUCCUGUCAUUUCUCUCUUUAGCUGGCCCAGAUUCUCCCCACUGAAGAGAACUUCUUGCUCUGUUUCAGACAGUUUGUCAGCUCCAGCGCCGAGUUUAUGGCGGUAAGAGUGUGUUUCUGAGUGUUUUUGUGUGUUUCUGAGUGUUUUAAUGCAGAGCUACUGUUUCUUUUAAAGAACUUUGUCAUUUGUUCAGUUUUUUUUAAUAAAUUUUUGUGAAACCAUCUUGAUUUAUACAAAUAUCAUCAGUCUAUUUGUCUGAGCAAAUGAGUUGAGAGGAUAUUCCGGGGCAAAUUUAAGUCAUGGUCAAACACACCUUAACACUGAGUUAGACACCCCUUCGAGAGAUGAAUGUUGCCGACUGCUUGCUUCUUUAGUUAUACCAACUUCAGAAAUGACCACACGAUAGCAAUACACAGCGGUCUACAUCUCCAUGCACCCAACCAAAAAGCCACUGGUAGCCACAAAUAAUCAGCUCAGAACAGCAGCUAACUUCAUCAACAGUACAUAUCGGGUCCUAGCCAUAGUACUAGCCAACUCACCCACUCUCAGCUGCUUGUUUGUGGGGGAGCCCUGACGAGUUCAUCACCGAGUGCAGUGGAAAAUUUAUUAUCAUUACUUCAUGGAAAUGCAAUCAGACCAAGACGCUAAUGCAAAAGAACUGGAGCUUCUGCAGUGCACAUACAUACAAGAUACACAAGAACUCCGAUUGCAUUUCCAUGAAGUAAUAAUUAUAAAUGUUCUUCCUUGAGCUGCUAAACUCUGCCGCACUCAGUGAUUGACUCAUCAGGGCUCCCCCCACAAACAAGCGGCUGCAGGAAGAGAGGGGGUGAGUUGGUGUUUAGUCUCUUUGCUAAAGAAAUCAGGCAAAGUUAAAAAGAUGUUUGAUGGCUAGUACUAUGGCUAGGACCCUAUAUGUACUGUUGAUGUAUGUUGCUGCUGUUCUGAGCAUUAUUUGUGGCUUUUUGGUUUAAGGUUUGCGUGUGAAGAUGUAGACCGCUGUGUAUUGCUAGCGUGUGGUCGUCACUCAAGUUGGUAUACCUAGAAAAGCAAGCCGUCAGCAACAUUCAUCUCUCGAGGGGGUGUCUAAUUCGGUGUUACGGUGUGUUUGACCCCAACUUAAAUUUUGCGGAAUCUCCCUUUAAGUAGUGUCUUCUGACAAAAAGAUCUUAUCCUUCUAGCUUUGAUGGUUAAAUGUAUCAUUUUAUUGUGAAUAAUUUAUGUGGACUUUGUACUAACGGCUGUUUCUUUGGCUACUCGGCUAACUCCUACGCGCUAGCACUGCUUCAGACGGUAGAAACUAUGUUUUAAAAGUCAUCAGUCACAUUUCUAAUGAUUUUCUUAACUCUGGGGAGCUUCAUAAAAAGCAUCAGUAUGAGUUUCCCUCUGCGUAAAAGAUGUUGCAGAAAGUCCUCACUGGAGCUAUAAUGGAGGCUGUAGUUAUGUGAAGAACAUCUUCUCCGCAGAAAAUUGCUCAGUGGGAGACAGAUGGGGACAUGAAAGAGGCAAAGACUCGACAAAGACUUUGGACUGUACAAAUGUUUCAUUUCAAGGUCAUCAUUUCAGAAUAAUAGUUGUUUGAGUCAACAUUUAUGACAGCAGAACUAAAUAUUUCUUCAUCAACUUGGUCGACAAGGAAGCAAAAUUAACUUUACUCAUAAAUAAAACAUUAGUGCCCAGUUACAAGAAACACCUCAUAGCAAGUAAAAGCAUCUGUCUCAAUAACAGCCAAGUUCAGUUUACAUAGCAUUUACAAAAUAAAAUUUCCACGCUCAGUAAACAAGCAUAGAGGUGCUUUGAAUUAUGAAUAAGAAAUGAUUUUAAGAGUAACAAAAAGCCUUCAUCAGACUGAGAUGUGCACUAGCAUAUACCAAGAAAAAGAAAUCAUUUAUUCCACAAAAUAUCUGGAGAAGAGAAGGAAAUGGCAGAUUUUAUGUCAGAUCUGCCACAAUGAGAGAACGGAGCCAAUUAGAAACCAAUUACAAGCAGGGAAGAGUCUGUCCUUGUCUCUUGAGUCAUAUUGGGGAGGAAUAAUGAAACAGGAGAACAGGAGAGGAGGGUGACAGAGACAGAAGGUGUGGAGAGAGAAGGAUACAAAGGGCAAACGCGAGAGAGCAGGAACAGAGAAGACGUAAAUGAAAUGUCGAUGGGAAGUUAAGAGCCAGAGUUUGAGAACAUAAAGCCAGAGAGGAGGAUUAAUCAGUCUUUGUUGAAGGUUGUGCGGAGGAGGAGGAGGAGGUGGGCGUAGAGGUUCUUUAAGGGUUGGAAUGAGGAAGCAGAACCUUCUAUUUUCAGAGUCAUAUAUAAUGGAUAACACCACUGUAGUUCCUCUGAGGAGGAGGGAGGAGGAACACAGAAGAGAAGGAGAAGUAGGGGGAAGACCAUCCAUCUUUGAUAAGGAGCCUUUCUUUGGACAGGGACAGCUGCUAGAUUAAAACAUUCAUUAAAAUGACUGUCUCUCCCUCCUUCGUUUCUCUCUCUCUGUCUCCGUAUGCGAGUGGAUGGUAUGGUGUUGAAAACUGGGUGAUUACACAGUUUCAGGCUUUUGUGGUCACCCCCACUGGAACGAUUUCUGCUCAGCUCCAGAGAAAAAUCAAACUCUUAGCGCAGUUAAAGAGCAAGCUGGGGUUCGAUCAGGGAGGAUUUAUGAAGAGGGGAGAAAUGUAAAUCACCCUGAAGAAGAGGGUCUUUGUGCUAAAAAACUGCUUUUAGUUCAAUGAUCCUUUUGUCUUGUUUAUUUCUCAGGCAUGGCGGCGGUAUGACACAGAUCGCAGUGGUUACAUUGAAGCAAAUGAACUGAAGGUAUGUUUAAAUAUGAAUCUCUUUUAAUCAUAAAUCUAUGGAGAGUUGUUCAAGAGAAGGCUGUUAUGUAACAUGUCUGAUACUAUCAACCAAGUUUGGCUCCCUGAAGGCUCCAAUGACUUUUAAAAACCUUUAUUACUAAUUUCACAAGUAUUUUUUUGUCCAUCUAUCUGCAUACUUUGACCAACUUUGACCAACUUAUGAUUUUGGUUUUUUUUUGUCCUUUUUUGUCCUUUGAUUGUUCUGUUUCCCCUUCAUUCAUCAAUACAUUAUCACUCACAGAACAACCAGCCUAAACCAUAGUGAUCAGUCAUUUUACAAGAAACCUUUGUGAAAACCUACCACUACCACUACCUCUGAUAACUAUCUUAUUUCUCCACACACAUUCAUAGCACUGUAAUAUUUAUGCUUUCCUUAUUUUUCUCAUAUUCAUUUUUAUUAAUUUCAUCAUGUACAUUUAUUUUUGUUGGAUGUAAAACAACAGCAAACUGUCUUGACUUGUAUGUUUUUUUGAGUACACCAAUAAAAAGACAAGCAAAGCAAGAGACAACAACAACAAAAAACUACAUUUUUUGUGCAUCCACCCUUCACUCCUUUGAAAUCUGUGCUGACAGGAACAAACAACACUGAACCCACUUGAUAGUUAAAUAAGCGGUGCAAAUCUAAGAAAAAAUCUUAAAUGUUUAAGGCCCGGACUACAGGUAUAUAGAUAUUUAUUUAUCAGGAUAUUUUUGUACUCCUGUCUAAAUAAAUGUAUCUGUCCACACGUGUUAGUUCUCAAAAAUAUCUGCGUCCACACGUAGCCUUCAAAAUCAAUCCUAUCUGGUGCCGCUUAAAAAAACGAUUAUUAUGCAUUCAUUAACAUUACAAAUGUAAAUCACUUGGACAUUCCUCACAAAUUAUAUUGUGUUUAUCAUUACUGUUUUAAACAGAAUUAUUAAAGGAAUAAAAUUAUACCACAAAAAAUAAGUUUAAUUAAAAUAAGCUAACUUAAUUCGUUAAUUCACAGACCUUUUGUGCACUAGGUUCUGCAGACAAGUGAUGCAGUUUUGGAAAACUCUGGUGAUUCUUGGUAUACUUGAAAUGCUCCAACACGACUGACACCCUCUUGUCCCUAAAUACACCAUAGGUGACAGUUUGUUUUUUGCUCUAGUGCAUAAUAAACUGGCCCUUUUUAUGAGGCCAUUUUCUCUUGCAACUCACAGACCACUACUACAUGUUAGUCCCAACUGUCUAUCCUAUUUCCUCACUCCACCCACAAUGUCCUCCCAACUAAAGCCAUUAAAGAUACCAGUUAAUUACUGCAUCCCUAGUGGUCAGAAGACUGGAAAGGGUGUGUAAAAGUGGAGCUCUUACCAUUUGUUAUUACCUAAAGGCCAAUAGAAACAUUGAUUUAGUGUUUUAAUGCUUUCAAAACCAACAGAGGAAUGGAAACACAACUCAAAAUCUAAUAAUGCAUCUGAGUUAUUUCUCAACACACAAGAGAGAAACUUGGCAACUCUGACAAAGCAGGGUUCUUAACAAAAAAAUUACCUAAUGGACCUUUUUCACAGUACGCAGAAGUUAACAUUCUGCUCACUUCCGGUGUUAGCGUGAGGUGGAGCCACUUAGCAUCGCCCUUAGACGGCCAUUCAUUUUUCACGAUAUUAACAAGCUCACGAUUCGUUUUUUUGACAGGUAAUGUAAAUUUUAUGCUUUGUGCUGUUUUACUAACUCCUGUUCUUCAUUAUACUGUCCGGAUUUUGUACUUUACUUUUCGGGAAUUAUGUUAAAUAGGUCAUUACUGAAGAGCAAUGGUUACCAUCAUCAGAAAAUUUCCAGACCUAUUAAACAUAAUUCCCGAAAAGUAAAGUAAAAAAUCCGGACAGUAUUAUGAAGAACAGGAGUUAGUAAAACGGCACAAAGCAUAAAAUUUUACUUUACCUUUCAAAAGAACGAGUCGUGAGCUUUUUAAUAUCGUGAAAAAUGAAUGGCCGUCUAAGGGCGAUGCUAAGUGGCUCCACCACACGCUAACACCGCAAGUGAGCAGAAUGCUAACUUCCGCGUACUGUGAAAAAGUUCUAUAGCCUACUGAGUGUUUUGAUCAGGUGUGGAUUCUGAUGCAGAAAGUUUAACACUGUUAUCCACUUCAACGCCUCUUUGAGUUACAAUGUCAAAUCAUUCAGUAUAUUCCUCUGGGACAUGCUCCACACAGGUGAACUGAACACUAACAUGCUCAGUGGUUGCAGGGCAUGUUCACAUGUGGCUGCCUGAGUUGUUGUGGGAUCACAGAUCUUCCAGCUGAGCUGGUUCACGAGUCAAGGGGUCAUGAUCUACUGAAAUUGAAAGAAAAACGCAGAUAAGAGGACAGACAGUAGACAUGCUAAAACUACAUAGUGACAUAAAAGAAAUCCUGAACUGCUCAACAGAUGAAAUCAUAUAUUCAAGUUAGUGGAGCUUUAUUACCCUUACUCCAUGUUUUGUCAGACUCAGUGUACAAAUCUGGAUUUUACACAUGAAACUUAAGAGAUGUCCAUUACAUUUGCUGAAAUAAAUUCCAAGUUUUGAACAUUUCUUUCAGAACUUUUUUCUGUUGAAUACUUGGUUACACGGCCUGCCACAUCUUUUAACAUGCUUUUUUUCUUGGUAGAUCUUAUUGUUAAUGAAUGAAUGGUUUCUGAAGUUUGUGACAAAGGAGAUUAAAUUUUGGAUGAUCUUGCUUAAUGUUACUUAAAAUCUGUGCAGCUUCUGUCCUGUUGUGAACCUUCAGGUAGUCCUACAUCUCCAAACCAAACUUCAUGGAAAGCUGGGGGCUGUUUUUUAUUUGUAGAUGUCUUAUUUCUGCAUGUUCUUUCUCAUCCUUUUUUUCCCUAUCUGUGUCACCAUCCUCAGGGCUUUCUGUCAGACCUGCUCCAGAAGGCGAACAGACACUACGAUGACCAGAAGCUCCAGGAGUACACGCAGACCAUAGUGAGACUCUAACACACCAAAACACAUACUAUAAAAAUCCAGACCGCUCUGCAAACUAGAGGACACUACCCUCAUUUAGUUGAGCCACACCAUAUGGGCAGUACCAGUAAAAUUUGUCAUAAUUAGUUUUUAUCAUUUUUUCUUAAAAGUCUACAGAGAGAGAGCAUGUUGGUUUAAAGUCUGAUGUACCUGAAUAGAUCAAUUAAAUGAAGGAACACUAUGAGGAUUUGGCAUUAGACUAUGUCCACACAAUGAAUGGUAAGACUAAAAUGGUAAAAACUGUAAUCCAUGGAUCAGCAGUGACCCCUGCAGAUUCUCUUGUAGAUCACUUUGUGGACAGCCAUUGUGUGCAGCUUGAUAGUCCUGACCUUUCAUACCCUGCAGGUUAUAUGUUCACAGUCCAGAUGUGUUUACUUGUACAUCUGCUCCUGCCUUGAAGGCUGACCUGACCUUGUUUUCUUAAGAAUUUCUUUAAUGCGCUCACACUUUGUCACCAUCGUUAUCUCACACUUUAUCAAAGCAAAGGCGAUUACACCACAUGUCGGUUAUUUAGCGAGUCGAUUUUGCUAUUUUCAAGUCCCGAUUAAGGCAUCAGUAUUUUUAAAUUGUGUACAUUUGUCUAUAUCAUCCUGACAGGGAUCCUCUGUUAAAAAAAUGAACAAUGAAUACAGUUAAUUACCAUGCAGAUAACACUGGCAGAUUUCUGAGGAAGAUAUGACCCAUAAAAGCAGAUAGAGAAUAUGUCAGACAUUAUGUUGGAGGCUUUGAAAUACUAUGAUUAGUCAGUCCUCUGUUAGCUACAGUAGGUCACAUUAAGUGUGAACUUGCAAAUAAUCCCAGUUCAAUUCAAUUCAAUUCAAUAUAACUUUAUUGUCCCCACAGGGAGAUUUGUUGUGGACAGUCAGUACUGCUAAAAACAACUGCAUUGCAUAAUGCGCGAACCAGAAACACAUACAGACAUAUGGAGAGUUGACAGUUCUGCAUUAACAGACAUAUCACAUCAUCUUCUCAUUUCACACGAGUGGGUACAUUUUCAGAGCCAGACCACAGAUAUUGCACAACCCUAGUUGCAGAGAAGAACAAGUUUCAAUGGUACUUAGAAAGGCCUACCAAAAGUGGCAGAUAAAUGAGUACUGAUAAGGAAUAUUUAUAAAGUGCAGAGUGACAUUUGAUAAGUAAUUAAAAACAAUAAAAGAAUAAAAGCAUUUUAAGACUACUAAAGAGAUAGAGAAUAAUAUCUCAGUGAAUUAAGAACCUUUUAAGAUAUCGCAGGUAGUUUGUUCAAGAGGUGGAUGGAUGUUGAGAGAAAAGAGUGAUUGCUUUUGUAUCUGCCUGCUCUGUAUCUUCUCCCCGAGGGCAAUUGUGAUACUGCAAUUGUAAUGAUAAUAAUGGCAACAUUAUGUCACAUUUAAAUGAAAUGGUUUCAUUUAAAACACAUGCAGAAGAAAGAAUACUUUUUGCCCCUUUUCUCUCAAGUAGUUCUGCCCAUAGAAAGAGAGAGCUUUUGAGUUUUUAGUUUUGUAAGAAUUAUUGGAGUAAUUUUUGUGGACUAGUCUUGUCUUAAACAUAAACAGCUAUGAAACAAAUGUAGAAACUUUGUGGCCGGUCAUUUCAUUCCUCAGGCAUGGAAUUGGUGGUACUGCAUCGUCCUUUAUCCUGACAGCAUAUAUCUAUAAAAAGCUUUUCUUUCAGCCCGUCUUCUCUGUCCCUCCUAUCUCUGCUCUGCUUCUUCUUUGUAGCUCAGGAUGUUUGAUCUGAAUGGAGAUGGGAAGUUGGGCCUGUCAGAGAUGGCAAGGUAAUGUGCAGUUUUACUCGCUUCUGUUCAUUAUAGAAAUGUUGGAGCCCAUUGCCUGCUGAUGUUCUUUCAAUGGAUUUGAAUAAUUUAACACCUAUUGUGUCCGCUAAUGAAGUCCUUCUCCCCCACAGGCUCCUUCCUGUUCAGGAGAAUUUCUUACUCAAGUUCCAGGUAGGGACCAAAUACGGUAAAAAAAGGCAUGGUCAUGAGAAAAAUGACUUCCUUAUAGGGUUGUGUCUCUGUUUAACAUACUGUGUACUGAUAACUUGACUGUUCUGAUUGGGUUUUAUAACUCUGGCAUAAACUUGUAGCUUUGUAACUAAAGUCACAUCCUUGUUUUAUAGGGUGUCAAGCUGGAUGCUGAGCAGUUCAAUGCCAUCUUCACAUAUUAUGACAAGGUAGGAGAUAAUUGGACCUGAUGGCAUUGUUUUCUUCUUUCCAAAGACUCAGUAAAGCCUGGCCUCACUUUGUAUGUGGCCCUUUGUCACCACCUCUCAUGAGAAAACAGUUUUCUGAAGUUCCCUAUAGUUAAAAUGAACUACAAAGCUUUUCUCUGAGGUUGCUAAUAAUGCUAUUGUUUUCAUCUCAGAUAAAGUAUAAGAGUGUUUUUAAUGUUUCGUAGAUGUAGGUAUUAUUUGGCUGAAGUGAGUGGAAAAUAUAACGUGAAAAACCUCUUUACCUACCACUUAUAUGUAUUUUGUAUUUCCUCAUUAAAGUCCUGUAUCUGAAAGCUAUUAUGCUAAUACGGUGAAAUGCCUCAGGAAAAGAAAGAGUAGAGUAGACAGAUGCUACAAAGUACAAAAUAAACCCAGACAAAGCUUUGAAAAAUAGGUUAGACUCUAUGUAAACUCUGUCUGGGUGACUCAACAGUGUUUGUUUUGGAGUUCCCCCUUCCUUUAAAUCAUGAAUAUACAAAUUUCUUGUUUUGAAUCUAGGGCGCUCCACAACUACCUAGGGAAAUGAGUGAGGCUUGGCACACCUGUUCCUUUGUAAACAGCUCAGGAUGGGUGAGCAGUGGUUCAGUUAAUGGCCACAUUUUCCACAUUAGAAACAGACUGGCAGGGAGCAAUUAAGACGAUAUAAUACAAGAAAAAGGGGGACAGAACAAAGUUAGAGAGGACAGAGAUGACUCUGGUCAUCUGCUGAGUUUGUCUAUCAUCAUCAUCAGGUAGAUAGAAGAGAGCUAAAUCAAUAUUUGACUGAAAUAAAAGACUCAGCUGGAUAUGCACUCCUGUUGGCUCGGCUCUCAGCGCUGAUUUGCUGAAUGUUUUUUAAUAUUUAUGCAGUUGUUCAAACAUUUGUGCUGAAACCUGCAUCUCUUUGCUCUUUUAAGCUGCUUUUAGGAAUCUUACUUGAAUAGAAAAUAUGACUCCUCAGUAUUUUCAAAGCUUGAAUUUUUAAUUGUUAGCAGUAGUUUCCAUUUAGAGAAAUGUGUGCAGUCCAUUUAGCACUGUAUCAUAGUGUGGAUGUUCAAGUGUUAGAUAGGAUAUGAUCUCACUUCAGAGUGAACAAGGUUAAAUGUUCAAUCAUAGAUGAGACACUACUCAUUUGAGCUCCGUGCUAAUAUGGCACUGCCAUUUAUGUGUGUUAUAGUUUCAUCAUUUUGUCAUGAGCGCAGCCUUGGCAGCUGAAAAACUGGUCUUGCUGUCACUGGUGCUGAGAAAUCUCGAGCAGGGCAAAGUAUGACCAGUCAGCUGAACACUGAUAUGACUCAUAGUGCCACAGCCCCAAACUGUGCAAGGCGUUACAAAUGUCCAAAAUACAAGAUGGCACAAAGCUUAGAUAAACGGAUUAGUACCAAAUGUUCCCAAAGACCUGCAGAUUUGCUCUUUUUAUCCUUUAAGUAAAACUAUAUACAGAAUUUAUUCUUUAUUCCCAAGAGCCAGGAUGCUUUAGUCCAGCUUUGAACAGCACCUUCCAAAGUAACAAAAAAAAACCCCAAUAAAUAAAUUACGACUGGCAAGUCAUUUAGCUAUGAGAUUAUCUUGAAACUGAGCUUUGACAAACUGAUCAUGUUUUUUGUGUAAUGUGCCAAGGGAAAUUUUCUGACAAUUUGGACUCAUUUUUUGGCCCCAAACUCUGAACACGACUGCACGACUUACCUUAUUAGUUAACAAAAUGGCUCCAUACUAAAUUUACAGCACAGCCCUCUACAGAAUUGUGAAUGGGAGGUCUUUUAUAAACCAUCACUCAUGAAGGCUAUUUGGCUGGUAAAUUCAUGAUGGCUUCCAUUAAUAAUUGACUGGAGCAGUAAAGCAGAACUAAAAUCUGAAAGCAAAGAGUCUAAACAUAGCUGGUACAUCUGCUGAGAAAGAAGUGCAGGAUUUACAGAUCAGGAAAUGUCAGGUGCAUCGAGACAAAUACAGCAGGAUAGUUUUCAGAUUUUUCCAGUAGUCCUGUCUUUUCUUUGGCUGGGGAUGAAAAUAACAUCUGUGUCUGUUUCUGUAAACUUUUUUUAGGAUGGAAACGGCUACAUUGAUGAACAUGAGCUGGACGCGCUCCUACGAGACCUCUACCAGAAAAACAAGAUGGUAAGAUAGAAGCUCGGGAAAUGGUCCUGAGCCAUUCUGAAUAGCGAACAUUUGGGAAUUUCCAACAUUUUGAUUGGUAUUUUAGCCUUUAUGGACAGCUGGAGAGAGAUUCUGUAUAUGGGCUUUUAAUCUGAACUUGAAAUUUCAGAGCGAAACAGAGCACCAUUGAAGAUACAGUGAGUGGAAAUAUGAGUAUUUAUUCUGAAAAGAAAUGCUCCUAUUCUCACCCACACCAGCACCCACUAUUCUCACCCACACCAGCACUGAAGUGAUAGUAGCCUCUGAGAAAGUAGUGCUUGUAGGGUUUUUAUACCUUCAUCCAGUCACAUGUCUGUUACUAGUUUGUCCAUUUUGUGUUACUCUAAAAAAAUUGUGUUGCAAGGUUGCAGUCUAGGUUGAUCGAACCCACUCCAUGUACCGAUAAAAAGCUCAUUUUAAGUCGACAAAGACAAAAGGGUUUAAAAAUUCUGGUGACAAUACACUUCGUUAAACAGAGUUGUAAAUACUAUCUUCCAUUCAAAUGCUGCUAAAUUCUUUACACUGUUCCUUUAAACGGACAAGUCAAGCUAAAGGCUUUUAAAUUUGCUCCUUCACCUUUUUCUUGGCAUGAACAACAGAAAGAGCAGAAGCUUGAUGAGCUGGUUACACUGGUAAAAUUUAAAGCAUUGGUGAACAACCUGGAGACAAACCCACCUGCUUGUAGGUGUUCUGCUUUGUGUAAACAGGCCCUUGGUGGAUUGAACCCAGUGUUGGUGACUUAUUCCAUUAUGACACAUUUUAUUGAGUCUUAGAAAUGUGUUGUGAACAUGUACUCUGUUGGCUGCCCUUUGUCAGAAACUUUUAUCUUGGUCAGGACACUCUUCAAAACAGAUUUCAAUGUCAAUGAGUUAAGUCCAGGCUAAAUCAAAAAAAUAGAUUAAAAAAAAUAUCAGAAAGUUGGGAACAAAGUUAAACGCCAACAAAGUCAGCAUAGUAACUGAAAGUUGUUGGAGAGAACCUGUUUUUAUGUCAUUCUUUUCUUAAGGAUGAUUUGACCAAAAUAGUGUGUUGUAAAUCCAUGACUGUCAUUUGUAUUGUGUGGUAACAGAAACCAUGAAAAGCAUAGAGGGACCAAAAAGUCAUCAGGGAGUAAAUAUUGAGUACACAUCUCAAAUUACGAAACGGAAUCCCACCCAGAAAACCUGGAUCUGUUGUUCAUGUUCCCCCCAGGGCUUUCUAACAAAGUGCCCUCUGCUGAGGCUGUGGCACAUCUUCAUCCUACAUGAAAAAAGAGUUUGACUGCAAAGGACAGUUCUUUUUUCAGUUAUGAAUCCUGAGUUUCACUGACCUGUCUGUCUUUCAGGAUGUGGACGCAAAGAACCUGAAAGGCUACAAGCAGAGCAUCAUGAGCCUGUCUGACGGAGGGAAGCUGUACCGUAGCGAGCUGGAAAUUGUCCUCUGCAGGGAGCCAAUUGUGUGACUCUUCCUCCUCUCUUGUUGUAUAUCAUAAUUUUCUCUGCCUGCCCCGCUUUGCUCUCCUGAGACCACACCCACUUCCAGCUGCCUGGCAACAUAUUCCAGGUGCAUGAGCCAGACACCCCCUGCCCCUUAUCAUUUCCCUGACCUGUGAUAAAAUUACAACUCCAGAAUGAAUGAAAAGUGCACUGUCAGCCUCUCAUCCUUAAACCCUUAUUUUCUGCAAUUGGAUCCCUUGACCUCAAACAUGACCCCUUUGAAUCCUGCGGCUUUCCAUCUUUGUAACAUUACCCGUAUCCUUAACCAUUUCUUACCUCAUCCCUGUUCAUGCCGCCCAUGCUGUGCCUGACUUGUAUAUCCUGUAAAGCCCAAACCCAUCAUUCCACAGAAACGACCUUUUUACCUGUUGAAAACCCUUGAACCUUUACCUGGCUUCAUUGACCCCUUCAUUCCCUCGCUCUAUCAACUUUGCAUUAUUUACAAUAUAUAGUCAAAGAAUACUGCAGACAACUGUGUUUAAAUUGAUCUUAUUUAUAGUCUGUGAUGGAGAUGUUACAGAUUUUUCCACCUCUGUCUGACCAGAACCUCUUCUGUUACAUUUCCAUGCCAUGAUUUUCAUUUUAAACAUUUGUUUUGGGCUGAUUCUGUCGAUUGAAAAUAUGAAUAAAAUGUCUUCAGAUAAAAUCUGUUUUUGUAUGGACUCUUUAAUGAAAAAAUGCCAGUGUUGGUGAUGACUUCAGGACACUUGCAUGACUUCCUUGCAGUCUAAACAUUUCUCCUACAGAGCCGUACAAAUCUGUCGUACUCUCGAAGUUUCAUUUCUUGAUUACUUUCUGUUGUGCUGACCUUCUACACAAACUUGUUUAUUUUAUCAUGCCUCCAAGCUUUAAACUGCUCCCUGAACUUCCAAGCAUAAAAAGGAUUAAUGGUUGGUGUAAUCACAACAAGAGCAGGAUGAUGCACAAUUUAAAGCUACAGUAAAGUUAAGAAAAACACUUUAACAGGACUCUGUUGUUGAUGUUGGUUCUCUGUAUUAAGCAACUUAACAGCAGUAGCCAUAACUUCUAAUGCUUUGCUUCCAUAUAAAUUUCUUGGUGUGCAUUUGAAUCAAGAAGCUGAUAAAACUAACGGGUUGUUUUCCCGUUGCAAGGACUCGGACAGCUUUAUUUGCUGCAUGAUGUCUUUCCCCCAGUUGUGUAAUGAAAAUGACUGAAGGAACAAGUGGAGUGGUAUCGCUGAGUCUGCACUGCAAAGCAUAGCUUGUGUUUUCCCCUCUUGAGAAUGAAUUGCACUUCAGCCUUCUCCUCAUGAGUUCCAGAAGUGAUCCUGAUCUGCAGCAUUAAAAGAAAAUGCUGAUGUAUGCUCCAGUUAACAUAAAUUUAAACUUAAUUUCUAAUGGAAUCCUUUUUUUCUGCCAUCGUUCAGCACUUCUAUUAGAAGUGGGUUUAACUGAGCAGCAGAUGAGGUUAAACCACCCCUAAUAGUUUAUUGUAGUAGGCGCCUGUUACAUGAAGCCAAACGUUUAAAAAAUACAAAAUUUAAAAUUAUUUAUUUAAAGUAAAUGCAACAACAAACUGUGUUGAGAAUUGCAACUGUAAGUCCUAUGUUUUCAAGCUCAAACCAGGGUGCAGGCCUUUCUUUCUCCCGAGCUGGGAUGUUCCUCCUGAGAUAGUAGGACAGAACAUGAUAUUUCGAGUAAAAUCCUGUAAUUGAUUUGACAUGCUUUUAAAGUCACCUGAAUAAUACAGCAAGCACACAAGCUCUCCCUGUGAAGCUUGUGCAAUUCCACAUCAAUUAAUCAAAAGCAUUGAAAUCUUUAUAUGACAUGCAGCUGCACCAGGGAAAUCUGCUUAUCUCUAAAACAGUGAUUGAAUAAAGUUUAAUGUAGACAUAAGAAACAGACAACCUCAGUGACAAUAGUAAGAAAUGUUCAAUAAUUGCAUGUGUGUUUAAGUCUAGCAUCAGAAGAGAAAGGUCAAAUGACAAUAAGCUGCUUUACGUAUCUAGUCAAUUUUGCAUUCUUGCAUUAGUAAUUACUAAUUGCCUAAGACUAACAGUAAAACUCUUAUUCGACUUGAGUAUCGCUGGUGUUAUUAGAAUACAACACAAACAGAACAAUGGCAAUAACUGAAAGACACCUCACCAGAGGUGUUUUAAACAUAGCCAUAUGCAGGUAAGUACAAAAUAUCAGCGAAACACAGACACUCAGACUGUGCAUGAGGACAGCCUUGUCACUGAUAAUCUCAUUUUACAAUGUAGGUCAUGAAGAGGUUCCUCCUGAGAUAGUAGGACAGAACAUGAUAUUUCUGGUAAAAUCCUUUAUGAGUCUCAUAUGAGUGAGACUUUUUCAGAAUCAGUUUUACUCCUCACAUUGCCUUUAACCAUGAUCUAACUGUGGCAAACACAUCAAAACUCAUCAUGUCAGCUAUUUGACCAAGUGAAGUUGUGGGAGGACUUUAAAAAUACAUUUUGUUUUCUUUAAUACAUAUAUCAAAAUAUAGUUGUUCGUGUGUGAACAAAACAUAAGUCCUGAAUGGACCAUAGAGUGUUCAUCUGUAUUAUCGGGUAAUUUGGCUCUUAAACCAUCAGCCACCCACCCUUAGGUGAUCAAGUAAAGAGUGAUCAGUCCCUGAAACAUAACUUUGCUCUUCAUGUUCCUUUUACGGAUCAACAAUAACCUUAAGGCCUUUUCAGUGGAGUUUAAGUGUGACUGUCCAGAAAAGUACCAUGCCCAUCUUGGACUGGCUCACAGCAUCCUCUUAGGCCAUGUAACAGGCAGUGUUAUUUUUAGCCUUUUAAACUUCUUGGCUUCUUCAUUCUAGUCCAUUGCAAAAUUAACUGGGACAACAUGUUGUGUAUGUUCUUUAAUUACCAUCAUUCCCAGGCAGAGAAACUUGAUAAAUUAUACAAUGAGGAAUGGAAGUCAUCAGCAUUUCACUGCUGCAGUGUUAUUCAAGCCCAUCGCUUUGAUAGCAACCUUCAGCUAAUUUGUAUUUUUGAGCCAGUUGUUUCUAGUCUUCGAUGGUGUACAGAGAGAAGGACAGGUGAUGGAUUCCUUGCCUUUAAGCCGGGCCUGCUAAAAUGGUAUUUGGGAAUGUUAUUAGUAUGUUAUGGGAGGGCCUCUGAUAACAAAAUUUCUAUCAGCUCCUUGAACUCAGUAUUAAGGCGGGUUUAAGUGAGCCACCAUUGAGCGUCUGAGUCGAACAGGAGGGGACAUCAAGCUGUUUCCGCCCGGUUUCGAACCGGGGACCUUUCGCGUGUGAGGCGAACGUGAUAACCACUACACUACGGAAACUCACGGGACAUGCGGGAUGGGUACGCAGCGCCCAAAUCACCUGCUUUCCAAAUGCCAAGAUUUCGGACACUCUGUAGGACUUCGAUUCCCCCGAUGGGGAGAUUAUUCCUUUGCUCCAGCAGCUGAUUUUAAGCCCACAAAGACCGGGGGCUAGGACAUCAACCCGCUCUCCAGCCCAGGUCAGCUGACAAACUGUCAGCCUUCCAUCCUACAAAGGGGGAGGUCAAAUGAAUGAGAUUGCAUGCAAAGAGGGUCUCAAUCUGCCGGAGGAAAAAACAAGAAAGAAAAGAAAAAAAGGGAUGAGAAAUUCUGACUGGGAGUCAUGUUACGCCUUCAUGUCACCUUUCUCUAACUCCAAGCCCUAUUCGA